UGCCGAGCUAGGGUUCCAAGCUGUUGCAUUUCCAUUCCAGGGGCAGCUACUUCUGCAUCAAAGGGUGGAAGAAGCAGCCCGGACUUCUCGGCUGAGUGCAGCUGUUGAACACAAGACAGGAAAGCGCACAAGCUGUGGGGAGAAACUGCAGAGUAACUGAAGCAGACCAGGCAGUGGGUUUCUGCUCCGCGUAACAGCAAAGUCUCAGUAGCCUUAAUAUAGACCAACGUGUGGGUGAUACGCUUCAGACUCUCUCCAAAUAUUUUGAAUUCUAGAAGAAGAAAUGAAUCUUGCAUAUGCUGGUGAAACCUUGAGUAUCAUAUUUGACUGGGACUAUGUUCUGUGGGAAGUUCGUUUGAAGUUAGUAACAGCUGGAUUUUUCAUCUACCUGGGUGUAUUUCUUCUAGCUCACUGGCUGGCCUCAUGGAUCAGUGCCAGUUAUCGCACUUUGUCAGGAAAGGACAAAGUCUUCUCGAAUAUAGCUAUCACUCGUGGCCUGCUUGGGAUUCAGAGUUGUGUAGCUGGGUUGUGGGCCUUGCUCAUAGAUCCAGUUUUUCAAGCUGACAAAGUGUAUUCACAACAAAAGUGGAGUUGGUUUCAUUGCUUAAUAGCCUCUGGCUUCAUCUUGUUUGAAAAUGUAGUUGUUCAUGUGUCUAAUAUUGUUUUCAGGACAUGUGAUGUGUUCUUGGUAGUUCAUCAUUUAUUUGCCUUUGGUGGGCUUCUUGGUCUGAUAAUUAACAUAAAGUCUGGACACUAUCUACCCUUGAUGGGAUUGCUGCUUGAGAUGAGCACUCCUUCAAUCUGCAUGUACUGGCUUCUUCUAAGGACUGGCUAUGCUAAUACCCUUUUAUGGAAGGCAAACCAAUGGGUACUGAUCCAUAUGCAACACUGCCGCAUGGUCCUUAUUUAUCACAUGUGGUGGGUGUGUAUUUCCAAUUGGAAUGAUGUAGUAGAAAAUCUGGGACUUCCACAUUUUAUCGUCUUUUUCAUGGGGUUAAGUACACUUACAUUAAUACUUAAUCCAUACUGGAUUUACAGAUCAACUCAGCGGCUCUUUGGUCCAGUUGACUGGAAUUUUUCAUUUUUCACUGCUGUUUUUGGAUCCUCUGGAAAAUUAAAUAGUGAAACAUUUGAAAAGAAGAGGAUAUAGUGUUGCAACAGCUAUUGGGAUAAUAGUAA
This is a messenger RNA of Malaclemys terrapin pileata, 1179 nucleotides long. Its product is annotated as protein CLN8-like. Lineage: Eukaryota; Metazoa; Chordata; Testudines; Emydidae. The record is from RefSeq and is a predicted model, not a curated record. Gene Ontology annotation, cellular component: endoplasmic reticulum; membrane. Gene Ontology annotation, biological process: lipid homeostasis. Bases 284 to 1150 code for a protein of 288 amino acids. The transcript has 3 exons.